AUGUCGAAACCAAACCACAAUAAGACAAAUGGGAUUAAGAUAAAGGGUGUGAUUUCCGUAAUGGCAGGAGAAUCCCAAAGCCGCAAAAUAAAGGAGACCACAUGGGCCUCAGCCGCCGCCAACCUGCACGAACCUCCCCGUAUACGAACCAACAGAGAACCCAACCCCGCCCAGUUCACAAGAAGGUGA
Paracoccidioides lutzii Pb01 is the source of this 189-nucleotide messenger RNA. RefSeq lists its product as hypothetical. The transcript has a single exon. Bases 1 to 189 code for a protein of 62 amino acids. The record is from RefSeq and is a predicted model, not a curated record.